CCGCCCGUUCCCCCUCUACGCCGCCACUGCCCUCCCCUGCCUCCUGCGCGGAACUGCUGCUAGCCUACCUGAGCUACCUCCCUCCGCUGCUCGCCAAGACGCCGGCCGAGGAAGUUUUGUCAUGGACCCCAAUAUGAAGCAGCUUCAAGAGGCUCUGGUUGACAUUGAAACUGAUGCAGAGCAACUUCUUCUGGCUAGGCAUCAGUUAGUGGAGAAUGAUAAGAUGAGGAAUGCUAACAGGGAGGCGCUGACAGCCUUGCGCAAAAGAGCCAGGACAACCAAAACUAGUGUUCCAUCUCCCUUUGAUGUCAUAAUGAAAGAGAUGGAGGGAACCUCAGGCAAGCAGCUGGUAAAGGAGAUAUGCCCGACAUGUGGAAACCACGACCCCAAAGAACAUACCUGGCUAAUGUUUCCAGGAUCAGAUAUUUUUGCCCGUGUUCCAUUUCAUGUAACACACACUAUUCUGGAGAAAGAUCAAGAACGCCUAGAUUAUGACACCAAGAAGCUGCAAAGCUUUGUGAAGGAGAAGUCAUUCUUGAUCUCUGAGAAAGGCGCCCUCGCGGACAAGAUCAGCCCUGGCAUCGUGAAAUCCCUUGUCAGCCUUACAGAUAAACCCAAGUAGGCACAUUUGGCAGGACCAAGGCGGACAGAGGCGUAAUAGAGAAUCAUGUUGACCUGCUUCAGUCCGCAAGAAUAUCCCAAGGAAGUAUUUUGUUGGGUUCACUGAGUCUGGUAGUAGCAAUUGUAAUUUUCUUUCUAGGUAGAUGUGGUUUGGUUUUGAACUUGUGAUGUACUUGUAAAUUACCAAGACAGCAAGGCACUUAUAAUUCCACUGCAGUCCAUUAUGUUUUCCA
Messenger RNA from Lolium rigidum, 854 nucleotides. RefSeq lists its product as uncharacterized. NCBI's taxonomy places the organism in Eukaryota, Viridiplantae, Streptophyta, Magnoliopsida, Poales, Poaceae. The coding region runs from base 122 to 622 and encodes 166 amino acids. The record is from RefSeq and is a predicted model, not a curated record. The transcript has 4 exons.